UGACGGUCACAUCACGUCUACAAGAUACUAGUAGGGAAAUGGAGUACAAUGUCAACCCCAGUUGAUAUUUUUCUAUCUUCAACAGUUGAAUUACCUCUGUUUCUUGUGCGCACCAAAAUGUUGCGACUAUAGCAUUAAACGACUUUUAAUUUUUUUCUAUACAUCUGGUCCUAACUAGGUUACGUUGCAGUAUGGCGAUCUGAGAACAGCGUUAAAUUUGAGUAUUUCAUGCUAACACGCUAACCUGAGCGUCCAGGCUUAGCUACAGUUAUUAUGUGGAACAUGCAACCAUGCACGUGUCUUCAAGUGUUAUUUCCAGUCCUGUAGUAAACUAGGCUACCUAUUUAAUUGUUUACGGUUGUGGCUGGAUGCAGUGUUGCCAUGUCGCUCCCAGCCCUACAGAACACAAGUGUCUUUUACCGAAGAAUUGUUUCACAGUUUCCUCAGGACAUAAGCCUCGCGUUUGCUUAUGGAUCCGGUGUUUUUAAACAAUCUGGAACUACCCAAGGACAAAUGGGGAAAAACAUGCUGGACUUCGUGUUUGCUGUGGAUGACCCAGUCACUUGGCACACAAUGAAUCUGUUGCAAAAUCGGAAACAUUACUCUUUCCUUAAAUACCUUGGGCCAAAACAGAUUAGCAGUAUUCAGAAUGAUCACGGAGCUGGGAUUUACUACAACACUUUAGUUCCAAGCAAUGGAAAGAUGAUUAAGUAUGGUGUCAUUAGCACAGAUUCCCUGAUUGACGACUUACUGCACUGGAAGACCUUGUAUGUGGCUGGCAGACUUCAAAAACCGGUCAAGAUCCUCCUUCAGAGUGAGGAUGGAAAGCUUCGUGCCGCCCUUGUGGGAAACCUGAAAAGUGCGGUUACGGCUUCCUUCCUCAUGCUUCCAGAGAGCUGCUCAGAGGAAGACCUUUUCGUCCAGAUUGCAGGACUCUCCUACUCUGGUGAUUUCAGGAUGGUAAUCGGUGAAGACAAAUCUAAAGUUUUAAACAUUGUCAAGGAAAACUUGCAACACUUUCGGAUCCUGUACAGCCACAUCCUACAGGAAUGCCCACAGGUGGUGUACAAGCCACAGCAGGGGAAGCUGGAGGUGGACAAAAGCCCCGAGGGGCAGUUCACCCAGCUGAUGGCCCUGCCGCGGACGCUGCAGCAGCGGAUCACCCGCCUGGUGGACCCGCCGGGGAAGAACCGGGAUGUGGAGGAGAUCCUGCUGCAGGUGGCCCAGGACCCUGACUGUGGGCUGGUGGUGCAGCAAGGAAUAUCAUCAAUAGUGAAAUCUUCGAGCAUAUCACAGAGUGCCAAAGGCAUUGUCACUGCUGGGCUGAUGAAAACAUUCUCAUACAGUACGAAAAAGGUGUGGAAAAUGUGGAAAGGCUGGAGAAGGAAGUCACCAUGAUGCUUGAGCCACUAUGUCUGCUUUAACAAACUGCUGUAUAAAUUAGCAAUUAAAUUCCCUCUUUUCACCCUA
Messenger RNA from Anguilla rostrata (American eel), 1470 nucleotides. RefSeq names its product TAM41 mitochondrial translocator assembly and maintenance homolog (gene tamm41). Gene Ontology annotation, biological process: cardiolipin biosynthetic process; CDP-diacylglycerol biosynthetic process. Bases 382 to 1398 code for a protein of 338 amino acids. The record is from RefSeq and is a predicted model, not a curated record. Gene Ontology annotation, molecular function: phosphatidate cytidylyltransferase activity. NCBI's taxonomy places the organism in Eukaryota, Metazoa, Chordata, Actinopteri, Anguilliformes, Anguillidae. Gene Ontology annotation, cellular component: mitochondrion. The transcript has 8 exons.